Humulus lupulus (European hop) is the source of this 2180-nucleotide messenger RNA. RefSeq lists its product as uncharacterized. Gene Ontology annotation, molecular function: glycosyltransferase activity. NCBI's taxonomy places the organism in Eukaryota, Viridiplantae, Streptophyta, Magnoliopsida, Rosales, Cannabaceae. The transcript is spliced from 7 exons. The record is from RefSeq and is a predicted model, not a curated record. The coding region runs from base 382 to 1794 and encodes 470 amino acids.
AUUACACAAAAUUGAGAUCUUUUAACGAAAGAGGAAUGUUCGUUCUCACAGACUGCUUCGACUGCGACUGGGGCUUCCUUUAAAUCUCAAGGCAGUUGAAAUCAGAACUCUUCUGGCGCAUGUUCUGCUCUGUUCUAUUCUAUCAAAAUCAAAUCAAAUUUCAUAUAUUUCAAUCUACCGUUAACCAUAUUUAAUCCAAAGUUUCGAUCUUUAACCCCAAAACUCAUCUGAAAAGCCGUUCAUUUUCAGUUUCACAACUAUCUCAAACCCCCAUUCAGCCAAAUGUGCAAGACUCACCAUUUCCACUCCCAAAUCCAAGCCCUAGAAUGCGGAACCUCGGUUUAGGGAGAAGCUUUGUUCCGUUUUCGAUUUCUCACACACAUGGCGAAGCACUCGGUUGGUUGGGUCGCCUCGCAGAAGCGGUGGCUCCUCGCGUUCCUCGUCAUGCUUUCGGCCUCUACCCUGAUCGCCUUCUUCAUCAGAGCCGCCUUCGAUACUUGCGAUCGGAAUCUUGACGUCGUUGACAAGAGGCCCAGUACGGUCCCCUCCUCUGGUUUAAUCGUCGGAGCUACUCCAAACCCACUUAAGUUUAUGAAAUCUAAGCUGGUUCUAUUGGUUUCGCAUGAGCUAUCUCUUUCUGGAGGGCCCUUAUUGCUGAUGGAGCUAGCAUUUUUGUUAAGAAGUGUUGGUGCUGAAGUUUAUUGGGUUACAAUUCAAAAGCCAGUUGAUACAGGUGAAGUGGUUUACAGUUUGGAGCAUAAGAUGUUGAAUCGAGGAGUUCAGGUGUUUUCUGCAAGGGGUCAAGAAGCUGUGGAUACAGCUCUCAAAGCUGACUUAGUUGUUUUGAACACUGCUGUUUCUGGGAAAUGGUUAGACUCAGUUCUCAAGGAACAUGUUCGCCAUGUUCUCCCAAAAGUCCUAUGGUGGAUCCAUGAGAUGCGAGGACAUUACUUCAAAUUAGAUUAUGUCAAGCACCUGCCUUUAGUUUCUGGUGCUAUGAUUGAUUCCCAUGUAACGGCAGAAUAUUGGGAGAACAGGACCCGAGAGCGUUUGAGGAUCAAAAUGCCUCAUACAUAUGUUGUUCACCUUGGAAACAGCAAGGAACUAAUGGAUGUUGCUGAAGAUCGUGUGGCAAAAAGGGUUUUGCGUGAGCAUGUCCGGGAAUCUCUCGGUGUGCGAAGUGAAGAUAUAGUCUUUGCCAUCAUAAACAGUGUUUCACGUGGAAAAGGGCAGGAUCUAUUUCUGCGUUCCUUCUAUGAAAGUUUGCAAAUGAUUCAAGAGAAAAAGCUGCAGGUGCCAAUGAUGCAUGCCGUAAUUGUGGGAAGCGACAUGAAUGCUCAGACCAAGUUUGAAUCAGAACUACGUAAUUAUGUAAUGCAGAAGAAAAUGCAAGAUCGUGUUCAUUUUGUGAACAAAACUCUGACUGUUGCUCCUUAUUUAGCUGCAAUUGAUGUUCUUGUUCAAAAUUCUCAGGCACGAGGCGAAUGUUUUGGCAGGAUAACCAUUGAAGCAAUGGCAUUUCAGCUUCCUGUACUGGGAACAGCAGCAGGAGGCACUACAGAGAUUGUAGUGAAUGGAACAACGGGUUUUCUGCAUCCUGCUGGGAAGGAAGGAGUUACUCCUCUUGCAAAAAAUAUAGUUAAGCUUGCUACUCAUGUCGAGAGAAGGCUUACGAUGGGGAAGAGAGGCUACGAAAAGGUAAAAGAGAGGUUCUUAGAGCACCACAUGGCAGAUAGAAUUGCGACUGUUCUGAAGGAAGUCCUGCGGCGGUCAAAGAGCCACACAGAUUCUUAACUCUUUUCCCUUUAUACUAGUGGUGACUGGUGAAUGCUACAAGUUUCAUCUGAAAUGUUAACUAUACAGAAAAAUCAGAUAUACCAUUAUGGUCCUUUCAUGUUGGCUACUCUUAUCGGUACUGAAAGGGUUGUACAUCAUGUACAUAUAAAGAGAUAAAGAUAGUAGCCUGUUGAUAGAAGAGGUGAUGCAACUAGAAGUAACACAAAUUUUCCUUGCAUAGCGUUGACUGACUAGUUAGACAUUAUAUUUGCUCGGUAAUUAGAUGUUUACAAAGCAUCCAAGUGACAGUUCCUUUGAACAAGUUUAUAUGAUUUUGUUGUAAUUUUUUUCUUUGUGGGAUAGUUUCUUUUUUCUAUGCAUUGUAAGCAUUUGGUUUCUCUCUC